GGUCGUUAGUUUACAUCUAUCAUAAUUUUAAGAAAGGAUGUCUCCAAGCAGCCAUACAUGCUAUCUUAAAAGUGCCUCUUAGACACUCAAUAUUAUUGAACAACAUUAAUGAUUGUCUAAGGCUCUAAGGACUUUAAUCAUACAAAUGUGAGAUUUACAAAAAAAUACAUUUUUUUUAGUAUGUAGAAUAUGUGCAUUAAAUCAUUUAGGUCAAAGAAUCUGAUCGAUUUGCGAUAGUGUGUAUCGAGUGUGUACGACAAAAUGCAAAACCUUGUUCUGAGUAUGACGCGCGAUUAACGACCGUGGGAAAUUGAUAAAGAACGUCAUAAAGUGCGAUAGCCAUAACGCGCGAAAGCCAUAAACGACGCGAUAACCGCUCUCAGGUUCCUCUCUGUUCAUACUCAACACUGUUCUCAUUUCAAAUUUCGCGCCUCGUGAAAUGUGCGCAAGCUCAAACAAGACGAACGCUAGUGCCCCACCACGCUGCCAUCGAUGAACUGUCACCCGUACUCGCCUACUGAUUACUGAUGACUUCACGGAAAUGUAAUUAUUAUUUUACAAUCGCGAGGAGUGCUCCGAUGUUUUGGCCGAAGAGAAGCGACUGAUCGAUUAAUCGAUUAUUACUCCCAGACAGAUAGAAAUCCGUACGAUAUCGGUGUGCUACACUCUCGGAGACGGAGUAAACAAAAGUGCGCAGCUGCUCCUUCAAUUAAACGCUUUGUUUUUUAUCGAGAUCAAAAUGCCAAUUUUAUACAGCGUAGUAGCUCGUGGUACGAUUAUAUUGGCGAAACAUGCGGCGUGUGUUGGAAACUUUGAAGAGGUCACCAUGAAAAUUUUGGCAAAGAUACCACCGGACAAUGACAAACUCACAUACUCGCAAGGGCCUUAUCUCUUUCACUACAUCUGCGAGGAUCGCCUCAUUUACAUGUGCAUUACCGACGAUGACUUUCAAAGAUCCAGGGCAUUCUUGUAUCUCAAUGAAAUCAAGAGAAGAUUUUUGGCUGUUUAUGGACCAGGUGCUCAAACUGCCCUAGCUUAUGCCAUGAACACAGAAUUUGGCCGUGUUUUAGCCAACGAAAUGAAGCAUUACAGCGAAUCUAAAGAUCUUGAUAGAUUGUCCCAAGUUCAUGGCGAGUUGGACGAGCUCAAAGAUAUUAUGGUAAAAAAUAUCGAUAACAUAGCGAUGCGCGGCGAGCGGUUGGAACUGCUUGUAAACAAAACGGAGAACUUAUCUGCCAAUUCUGUGACGUUCAGGAAAACGAGUAGAAACCUGGCACGCUCCUUGUUUUGGAAGAAUGUUAAAAUCUACGUCAUUGUUGGCGCAAUUUUAAUCUUUGUAAUAUAUGUGAUAGUCUCUAUAACAUGUGGCGGGCUGGCUUGGCAGAAAUGUGUGGGAAAUUAAUUCAUGUGUAAGAUACAGUGUUCAAAUACUGAUGGUAUAAACUUUAUGCAAAUAGAAAAGAAAAGUGCGAGAAUUUAGUAUGAGACUGAUGAAAACAAUUAGAUCCGCGUGAUUACACUAUUUACAAUUUAUUGUUAUGUCUUCGUUUAAAUAAUACUGUAAGAACAUUAUACUAAACACACACACACACACACACACACACACACACACACACACACACACACACACACACACACACACACACACACACACACACACACACACACACACACACAUUAUAUAUAUAUAUAUAUAUAUGUAUGUAUAUAUACAUGUCUGCAAUAUAUUUAUCCAUAAUGCUUGUAUUAUGAUUAUUUUAUAAAAAUCGUAACACUUACAGUUUAUAUAUCUAAUAUCGACAAAACAUAUAUGUAUAUGUAUAAAACCCAUUUUAUUUUUUACACCGAAAUAAGCAUCGUAUACUUUAAUUUACGGAAAGCGAGAAUAAAAACGUUUUCUUGUUC
Monomorium pharaonis (pharaoh ant) is the source of this 1905-nucleotide messenger RNA. RefSeq names its product vesicle-associated membrane protein 7 (gene Vamp7). The coding region runs from base 740 to 1402 and encodes 220 amino acids. The transcript has 6 exons. Lineage: Eukaryota; Metazoa; Arthropoda; Insecta; Hymenoptera; Formicidae. Gene Ontology annotation, molecular function: SNARE binding; SNAP receptor activity. Gene Ontology annotation, biological process: vesicle fusion; exocytosis. The record is from RefSeq and is a predicted model, not a curated record. Gene Ontology annotation, cellular component: SNARE complex; membrane.